AUGGUCGAAUCAGCCCUAGAAGGUAUAACAGGGAAUAUUUUUGUCUUUGGCCAAUCGGGUGCAGGAAAAACGUAUAUAUUUGAUGGAGAUGUGAAUGAAACUGGAAUUAUAGAUCUUUCGGUGUCCCAUAUUUUUCAAAAGAUCCAAAGCAUUAAGGGGAGACAAUUUUUGUUGAGGAUUUCCUAUUAUGAAAUUGAUGAUGAAAACAUUUACGAUUUGAUAAAGAACGACGGAGCAAUCCUCAAUAUUGAGAAAACGAAUGGUUCUGAUGUUAGAUACGGUGAAAAAAUAAUAAGUUCUGCCGAUCAAAUUCUCGAGCUAUUAAAAAUAGGCAGAGAAAAUCAUAAAGUGAGGGCAACUUCUACGAAACAGAACAACACGAACACCGUUUUAGUAUAUGUAAACAGUAAUGAAAGUAAACUAGGAGAAAUUUUGGACAAACCAUUUGGUGGUUAUGAGAUGACGGCAUUAAUAUGUUGUAUCUCACCAUUGGAUGUAGACGAGACAUUUUCGACUUUGCGUUUUGCUGACAACGCAAAGAACAUUAAAAACAACAUACAUGUCAACAAAGUUUUUUCGGAAGACACGCUUCUGAAGAAAAUGGAACAUUUUAUUUCCAGACUAAAACAUGAAUAUACCCCUGCAAAUCAAGGUGAAGCAAGUGGAAAUAUGCUCGAGAUGAAAGAACUAUUUAAGAAUAUAAAAGAAAAUAUAAUAUUUUCUGGUUCACCUCGUACAGUCGGUUCAACUUUGCAUAAGAAUCUGCUUAUUCGGGCUGCUAGUUUAAUAUGUGUUGUCAAUCCGUAUGUAUCACAAUGA
Ctenocephalides felis (cat flea) is the source of this 819-nucleotide messenger RNA. RefSeq names its product kinesin-like protein KIF17. The record is from RefSeq and is a predicted model, not a curated record. Gene Ontology annotation, biological process: microtubule-based movement. Gene Ontology annotation, molecular function: microtubule binding; ATP binding; microtubule motor activity. Bases 1 to 819 code for a protein of 272 amino acids. The transcript has 5 exons. NCBI's taxonomy places the organism in Eukaryota, Metazoa, Arthropoda, Insecta, Siphonaptera, Pulicidae.